AUGACCUCUGCGACCGACCCUAGCCUCGGAAAUCAGAGUGCUGGGCCGGUACCUCUGCAGCCCAAGGAAAAUGGCGGCAGUUCCUUGGACCGGCCUGCCCGAUCUGAAAGCGCCACUUCACAGCAGGUCCCGACGAGCAGCAACGACCCUUACCCGCCCCAAAGCCUUGAAAAGGGCAUUGUUGGAUGGGAUGGCCCAGACGACCCCGAGAAUCCGAGGAAUUGGCCGGCAAGACAAAAAUGGACAGUGCUUUUGCUCGUAAGCUCCAUGACAUUGAUCAGUCCAUUUGCCUCCUCGGUGUUUGCUCCGGCGGCCAGUUUCAUGAGCAAAGACUUCCACAACACCUCGACGAUAUCCACGACCUUCGCCGUCUCCGUGUAUGUUCUUGGUUAUGCGAUCGGGCCUUUGUUCUUCUCUCCCUUGAGUGAGAUGUAUGGUCGGCAGAUCAUACUGAACGCAGCCACAGUACAUUUUGUUGUGUGGCAGCUUGGGUGCGCUCUUGCACCCAAUAUAGCAUCGUUGACCGUCUUUCGCCUGCUUUCGGGAAUGGGUGGCUCGGCUUGCUUGACCCUUGGCGGAGGCGCGAUUGCCGAUAUGUAUGAAAAGGAACAGCGAGGGACGGCCAUGACUAUCUUCACCUUUGGCCCUCUUUUCGGCCCGGUCCUAGGACCAAUCUGCGGUGGCUUCAUCGCCCAGCAAGCAGGUUGGAGAUGGGUAUUCUGGACUCUCCUAAUCGCAGGGGGCACCUGCACGGCAAUCAUCAUCGUAUACUACCGCGAGACCAACCCGACUAUCCUCAUCCGCCGGAAGACACGUCGUCUUGCCAGGGAACUCAACCGCCCCGAUCUCCGCAGUUGCUAUGACUCGGUCCAGGACGAGCGAUCCCGCACAUCGCUCUUCAUCCAUGCCCUGAGUCGACCGGUGAGAAUGCUUUUUCUCUCUCCUAUCUUAGCGUCUCUGGCAAUCUACCUGGCUCUCAUCUAUGGCUGCCUGUACCUUCUCUUCACAACCGUCACAUUGGUCUUCCAGAGGACAUAUGGCUGGAAGCCCGAGUUGACCGGUCUCUCUUACGUCGGUUUGGGCAUCGGUCUCCUCUGCGGACAGGCCCUCUUCGGUCUCACAAGCGACCGAACGAUCGUCCGGCUUGUGAAGAGGAACAACGGCAUUUACGAACCUGAGAUGCGGCUGACGAUGUGCUUGUAUUUCGCCUGUUUCGUGCCUAUCUCUUUCUUCUGGUAUGGCUGGUCGAUUCAAGCACAGGUACAUUGGAUUUCGCCCAUCAUGGGGCUGUUCCCCUUUGGAUUUGGGAUGAUCGGGAUCUUUAUUUCCUUUCAAACCUACAUUGUAGACGCCUAUCCUCGUUUCGCAGCCUCCGGCAUCGCAUCGACCACGGUCACACGGUCGUUCUUCGGCGCGUUUCUUCCGCUUGCGGGCCCAUCGAUGUUCGACACACUUGGAUAUGGAUGGGGAAAUUCUUUGCUUGGCUUCAUUACUCUGGCCCUUGUGCCCGUCCCAAUAUUCUUGCGGCUGUAUGGAGGUAUCCUGCGGGAAAAAUUCCCUAUAAACUUCUGA
Messenger RNA from Cladophialophora carrionii CBS 160.54, 1572 nucleotides. RefSeq lists its product as uncharacterized. Gene Ontology annotation, biological process: transmembrane transport. Gene Ontology annotation, molecular function: transmembrane transporter activity. Lineage: Eukaryota; Fungi; Ascomycota; Eurotiomycetes; Chaetothyriales; Herpotrichiellaceae. The record is from RefSeq and is a predicted model, not a curated record. Bases 1 to 1572 code for a protein of 523 amino acids. The transcript is spliced from 5 exons.